UGUUCCUUUUUGUCUUCAUUAUUCUUUUUUUUUUUUUUUCUUUCUUAAAGAUCAGAUUUGACAAAAACACUUUGCAUGUUAGCUAGUAUGCUUCUGGUUCAAUCACAGCACCAUUAGAUUCUCUCUCUCUCUCUCUUUCUAAAGACCACACCUUUUAUCCUUAUGUACCCUCCUCUCCUCUCCUCUAUCUCUAUAUAAGACGCAAACACCGGACAGGGACCCUUACCUUCAAAGACGAGAAACUUAGAAGUUAGAAAACAACAAAGACCGACCGAUCUAUCUCGGAGAAUCAUGUUUCAGAUUGGAAAAAACGCAUUGUUCAAGAAUGUGAGCAAGAACUUUCUUAACAAGGGAAUCUCCUCAUCAUCCGCAUCAUCUUGUUCAGGUUCAAGGAAGUUAGAAGGCAAAGUAGCACUCAUUACAGGAGGAGCAAGUGGGAUUGGCAAAGCAACAGCCGGAAAAUUCAUCAGCCAUGGAGCCAAAGUUAUCAUUGCCGAUAUCCAACCUAAGUACGGGAAAGAAACCGCACAAGAACUUGGUCCAAAUGCUGCUUAUUUCCAGUGCGACGUAACCAAAGAAUCAGACAUUGCUAACGCAGUUGAUUUCGCUGUCUCGCUCCAUACAAAGCUCGACAUAAUGUACAACAAUGCUGGUAUUCCCUGCAGAACGCCUCCUAGUAUCGUGGAUCUUGAUCUCAAUGUUUUCGACAAGGUAAUCAACACAAAUGUCCGAGGAGUCAUUGCAGGAAUCAAACACGCUGCUCGAGUGAUGAUUCCACGUAAUUCCGGAUCCAUCAUUUGUGCAGGGAGUGUCACAGGGAUGAUGGGCGGUUUAUCACAACAUACUUACAGCGUCUCAAAAUCCGCUGUUAUCGGAAUUGUAAGAUCAACAGCUUCAGAACUAUGCAAACACAGGAUUCGGGUCAACUGCAUUUCUCCAUUUGCGACCACAACAUCGUUUGUGAUGGAUGAGAUGCGACAGAUUUACCCUGGUGUUGAUGAUUCAAGGCUGAUCCAAAUAGUGCAGAACACAGGAGUGUUGGACGGAGAGGUUUGUGAACCGACUGAUGUAGCUAAUGCAGCGGUUUACCUCGCAUCAGAUGAUUCAAAGUAUGUAAAUGGGCAUAAUCUAGUGGUAGAUGGAGGAUUCACAACUGUAAAGACUUUAGAUUUCCCUGCACCUGAUCAAAUGAAAUAAAAAAACUCAAAUUCAUAAUGUA
Molecule: messenger RNA, 1219 nt
Organism: Capsella rubella
Lineage: Eukaryota; Viridiplantae; Streptophyta; Magnoliopsida; Brassicales; Brassicaceae
Product: zerumbone synthase
Exons: 4
Coding region: 292-1197 (301 amino acids)
Molecular function (GO): oxidoreductase activity
Source: RefSeq, a predicted model, not a curated record